GACCGGGUGGUCAGUGCGUUCCGGCAUUGGGGACGCGGCGCCAAAAUUUCGGGACUCUGUUCGCCAGCAGCCCGGCCGCGAUUACGGGGACUGGGACUUAUCACUCCGGGGGACUGACGGAGCACGAGAUUGUUCACUACUUCACAAAAUGUCCCUCAGACUAAGUCGCCCGGCCGUCCGCGGCCUGGGUUCUGCCAUCAAGUCUUCCAGAAUCUCGUCCAGGUCGGCCGCCCUGCUGGUGCCCUCCACCUUCACAUCCGCCUUCUCGACGGCCUCAACACAACGCGCUGCCGCCGCCGGCCACCUCAGGCUACCCGACGACUAUGUGCCGCCUACCCAACCCCCGAGCGCCCGUCCCGUCGAUACGCGCAAGUCGCAACUUCUGCGCACUUACACCUCGAUGCUCCGCUCGACCCCCCUGAUGCUCAUCUUCCAACACAACAACCUUACCGCUAUCGAGUGGGCCGCGAUAAGGCGAGAGCUCACCCUUGCCCUGAGCAACGUUCCCGUCCCUGAGGGCGCUCCCGAUAUCACCUCCAAGAUCCACCUCCAGGUUGUCCGCACGCGCAUCUUCGACGUUGCGCUCAAGACCGUCGAGUUCUUCGACCCUUCUACAGUGGAGCCCACCACGGCCACAACAGCCACGGGUACCAAGGUUCCCGCUACAUACAACCACGAUCUGUCGAAGCAUGCGUGGAAGGCUGUCAAGGAGGCUACCAAGAACCAGGAGGCCGUUGAGAAGACCGUUUACGGCCAGCUCGCUCCUCUCCUCGUCGGACCUGUCGCCAUCCUCACCCUGCCCUCCGUGUCGCCGGCGCAUCUCGGUGCCGCCCUAAGCGUCCUCGCCCCCAGUCCCCCGGCCUUCCCUGCGCCUAGCAGGAAGAAGAACCCCGGUUAUUAUGACCUUACCUGCCAGUCUGGUCUGCAGAAGCUCCUGCUAGUCGGUGGCCGCAUCGAGGGCAAGGCCUUCGACUACGACGGUAUCAAGUGGGUUGGCGGCAUCGAGAACGGUAUCGAGGGUCUGCGCGCCCAGCUCGUGCACAUGCUGCAGAGCGCCGGCAUGGGUCUUACCAGCGUUUUGGAGGGUGCUGGCAAGAGCCUCUGGCUUACCAUGGAGAGCCGCAAGAGUGUCUUGGAGGAGGAGCAGAACCCCAAGAAGGAAGGCGAGGGCGAGGAGGAGAAGAAGGAGUAGAGCUAAUCGGCGUGAAGCUAUUUGCGAACCAACACUGGAGCUUAACCUACUCCACAAACGCCAAAGGUCUGGGUCCUUUAUAUUCCUCGGGCUUGCCGGACCUAGUGAUGCGUUGCUGGUACUUUGUAAGAGAUCGAGUAGAAAAGAUCUGUUGUACAAUACAAUGUAACAAAGACAUGUGUAAAAGCGCAAAUAAUUACCGUCUCGUUGUUUGCGAUGCUGGCUGUUGGGUUGAAGAUCUCUGAAAACACGGUGCAGCUUCGGGUUCUUAGCAGAGGACCUUGAUGAUCAAGUGAGGUCUAGCUAGGC
Messenger RNA from Neurospora tetraspora, 1501 nucleotides. RefSeq lists its product as uncharacterized. Gene Ontology annotation, molecular function: structural constituent of ribosome. The transcript has 2 exons. Gene Ontology annotation, cellular component: mitochondrial large ribosomal subunit. Gene Ontology annotation, biological process: translation. Lineage: Eukaryota; Fungi; Ascomycota; Sordariomycetes; Sordariales; Sordariaceae. The record is from RefSeq and is a predicted model, not a curated record. The coding region runs from base 149 to 1192 and encodes 347 amino acids.